Messenger RNA from Corticium candelabrum, 1486 nucleotides. Its product is annotated as cholesterol 24-hydroxylase-like. The transcript has a single exon. Lineage: Eukaryota; Metazoa; Porifera; Homoscleromorpha; Homosclerophorida; Plakinidae. Gene Ontology annotation, biological process: cholesterol catabolic process. The record is from RefSeq and is a predicted model, not a curated record. The coding region runs from base 2 to 1339 and encodes 445 amino acids. Gene Ontology annotation, molecular function: iron ion binding; cholesterol 24-hydroxylase activity; heme binding.
CAUGGCCUACAACAAACAAGCAAAAACUCUCAACCAUUUUCUCUACGACUGCUACACGCAGCACGGCAAGCUCUUUCUCGUUUGGUUUCUCAUCAAGCCGUACGUAUUCCUCGCUGAUCCGAAGCUGAUCCGAGAGAUUCUGGUGGAGAGAAAGGAUCCGAAAGAGAAAGAGAUCUACGGCUUGCUGUCCUACAUUCAAGGCGAGCGAUUUCUCGGCAAUGGCAUCAUCACAAACGUCGAAUUCGAGUCGUGGAGAGCAGUUCAUAAGCUGAUGAGUCCAGCUUUCAAGAGAUCUUACUUGAAGGGUUUAGUAGGCCAAUUUAAUGCGAGUGCUGAACUCUUUGUAAAGCGUCUGGCGACUCAAGCGGACGGAUUUACGGAAGUGUCGAUGUAUAGAGAGUUUCCGCGCGUUACGUUGGACACAAUAGCGAAGGUUGCUUUUGAUAUGGAGAUCAGAGCGUUUGAUGUUGGCCUGGAUGCGUCACUUGUCAGUGAGGGUCUCAGACGGGCGUUCGAAGCGUUCAGAGAGUCUGUAAAUAAUCCGCUCUUUCGAUUUGGUUUGGUGAAACGGGAGAUGAGCAGGCGUGGACGUGAGGGCGCAAGGCAGGUUCGAAGUCUUGCAAAAAGGUGUAUAAGAGAGAGGAUCGAGAAGGUUCGUGGAGGAGUGGAGGUGCCCAACGAUAUCUUGACGAUGAUUGUUCAAGGGGCAGCAAGUGAGGAGAUUCACUUCACCAUGGAGGAAAUGAUCGAUGAGUUUGUGUCGCUAUUCAUUGCUGGGAUGGACACGACUGCGAGUCUGUUGUCAUUCACUCUCCUGGAACUGGCGAAGAACCCGGCUGUGUUGGAGCGAGUAUACAGGGAGGUGAUAGAGACGAUUGGUAGCAGAGUGAACGUUACAUUUGAUGAUUUGAGUGAAAUGCAGUACCUCGGACGUGUUUUUAAAGAAGUUCUCAGACGCCAUCCUCCAGUGCCAGGAAGUGGUCGUGAGCUGCAGGAAGGGGCAACAAUCGGAACACACACGAUUCCGGCUCACACUGUGGUGGCAUCCUCUGCAUAUGUGACACAUCACAUUCCUGAUCACUUUGUCGACCCAUUCACAUUCAAUCCUGAUCGUUUUGAGCCAUCAACACCCAUCUCAAUAUAUCAGUAUAUUCCGUUUUCGGUUGGUCCUCGUGGCUGCCUGGGGAAGGACUUUGCUCUAAUUGAAGCAAAACUUGUUAUAGCAAGAUUCAUACAGACGUUUCAGUUUGAGCUCAUUCCUGGGCAGGAAGAGGGCACAUCGCUGCUGGUUUCUUUAACACCCAGAAGUAAUCUGCUAUGCACACUCACACUACGUUAGAAGAGAAGAAAGACACAGUGAAUACUCUACAGUUUCUAAUGGAUUUAUGAUGAAAAUAAUGAGAAAUAGAACAUUGCAUAGUCUUUCUACUAUUAACAGCUGAACUUGUAUAUAUAAUACAGCAUCUCCUUGCUUGCAGAAUUUAAU